AUGGGGUUGCGUUACUCCAUAUACAUUGAGAAUCCUUUAUCUUCCCCAUCAUCGUCAUACAAAUCAAUAAACGACCCAUUAUUUCAUUCCCAGCAUCGAUCACAGAAAAACGUAAGCUUCAUCACUUACGGCUGUAGACAUUGCAAGACACACCUUUCUAGUUCUUUCCAAAUAAUUUCUAGAGAUUAUAGGGGUAAAACCGGCACUGCCUAUUUAAUGAAUAAAGUUGUCAACGUUGUCGAAGGAAAAGUUGAGCAACGCAGAAUGUUGACUGGCGACUACUUGGUUUGUGAUAUCCUUUGCCAUUGGUGCAAGAGGAACGUCGGGUGGAAAUACUUACAGAGCAGCAAUGAUGACCAACAGUAUAAAGAAGGUAAGUUUAUUUUAGAGCUGAAGAAUAUAUGCAAAUGCACUUGA
Saccharomyces mikatae IFO 1815 is the source of this 417-nucleotide messenger RNA. RefSeq names its product Moh1p (gene MOH1). NCBI's taxonomy places the organism in Eukaryota, Fungi, Ascomycota, Saccharomycetes, Saccharomycetales, Saccharomycetaceae. The transcript has a single exon. The record is from RefSeq and is a predicted model, not a curated record. Gene Ontology annotation, cellular component: ubiquitin ligase complex. The coding region runs from base 1 to 417 and encodes 138 amino acids.